AUGCCGGAGCCGCUGGCAGUGGGUGUGCCGGACACCGGGAAGGUUCCAGCAGCUUCUCAGAGAAGCCCCACUACCGAACCCAGGCACAGCCGCAGCACGUUCGGACUCCAGGCUGGGCCGGGCGAGCCCCGGCCGAAGGGCCCGCACCGACCCGCGCCGGCCUGCUUGAACCCGGGGGCCUGGACCGAGGAUGCGGUGGAGGAUUUUUGCUGCUGCUCUUUCACUUCUGGGGUGCCCAGAGGGGUCCCUGAGCCCAGAGGGGCGGGAGGGGCUGUCCCGCGGUCUCCGUUGGGGAUUUUCUGUGGGAUUUCCUUUGGGCAGCGGGCGGUGAAGCAGCUGCUGACCCUUCCCCGGGCAGAGCGCCGGCGCUCGCGUUCCACGUCCCGGGACAGGGACAGGCGGCGGCGGGAGCGAUCGCGGUCCCGGGACAGGGACAGGAGGAGGAGCCGGUCCCGCUCCCCACACCGGAGGCGAUCCAGGUCCCCACGCCGGCACCGCUCCAGCUCCUCGUCACCGGCCCGGCCCAAGGAGCGCCGCGAUGAGGAGAAGAAGGAGCUCAAGGACUCCAAGAAAGAGCGACAGAUCACAGAGGAGGAUUUGCAGGGCAAGACAGAGGAGGAGAUCGAGAUGAUGAAGAUGAUGGGUUUUGCCUCUUUUGAUACCACCAAGGGGAAGAAGGUGGACGGCGCUGCCAAUGCCUACGCCAUCAACGUGUCCCAGAAGAGGAAGUACAGGCAAUACAUGAACAGAAAAGGAGGAUUCAACAGGCCCCUGGAUUUCAUCGCCUGAUGCUGGGACACAGCUCCCACCACGGAAGGAUUUCGCUUCCCUGCACUCUCCUGGGUGGCUCCAGUGCAGGAUUCCAGUGGAAUUUGGGUUUUUCCCAACAAAUCCCACAGCCCGAGCCGCCAUGAGUUUGCAUUUCUCAGAUUUUUGUCAUUAUUUUUUUUCACAACAAAGGUCAGUUUCUGGCUGGGAUUUUGCUGUGUUUUCCCCGGUUUUGGUUUGUUUCCCUGUUAAUAAAACCCCAGAUAUUUUG
Messenger RNA from Ficedula albicollis (Collared flycatcher), 1039 nucleotides. It is a transcript of the gene SNRNP27, whose product is annotated as small nuclear ribonucleoprotein U4/U6.U5 subunit 27. The record is from RefSeq and is a predicted model, not a curated record. Gene Ontology annotation, cellular component: precatalytic spliceosome. NCBI's taxonomy places the organism in Eukaryota, Metazoa, Chordata, Aves, Passeriformes, Muscicapidae. The transcript has 7 exons. Gene Ontology annotation, biological process: RNA splicing. The coding region runs from base 1 to 789 and encodes 262 amino acids.